Messenger RNA from Lentinula edodes (shiitake mushroom), 2054 nucleotides. Its product is annotated as Low temperature viability protein-domain-containing protein. The transcript is spliced from 6 exons. The record is from RefSeq and is a predicted model, not a curated record. Gene Ontology annotation, biological process: ribosomal small subunit export from nucleus; ribosomal small subunit biogenesis. Bases 31 to 1728 code for a protein of 565 amino acids. Lineage: Eukaryota; Fungi; Basidiomycota; Agaricomycetes; Agaricales; Omphalotaceae. Gene Ontology annotation, cellular component: cytosol; preribosome, small subunit precursor; nucleus.
UCAGCGACCCAGCUCGGUACGCUUUUUUCGAUGCCUCCCAAGUCCAUUUUUCGUCAGCCAGGCGCAAGACACUUUCAGGUGGUCCACAGAUCUCAAAGAGACCCUCUUAUCCAUGAUCCCGACGUUAGUCAGCAUGUACUGAAGGAAAUCGCCCGACAAAGCGACAAGAAGGGAAAAAGUCGAGCCGAUCUAGAAGCCACUCUUGACCACGUAGAAAUCGCUCGUGAUGCUGAGGCCCGUGUUGGAGAAGCUGCUACAUACGGAAUUUACUACAAUGAUACGGAAUACGACUACAUGCAGCAUCUUCGGCCUGUCGGUGUGCAGGAAGCUGGUGUUGAGAGCGUAUUAAUCGAGGCUCCGAGCACCAAAAAACUCAAUAAAAAGGCUGAAGGCUCGAAAACCAAGCCUGGUAUCUUGCUGCGAGAUUUGCCGCAAGAAGUAUUACCUUCCACUUCAGAACUCCCCCGGACUUAUGAAUCGCAACAAGAUAUUCCGCAAAGCAUAUCUGGCUUCCAGCCGGAUAUGGACCCACAUCUUAGACAGACACUCGAAGCUCUAGAGGACGAUGCUUUUGUAGAUGACGACCUCGCAGAUGAUUUCUUCGGAGAUCUGAUUGAAGGAGGAGCACGAGAUAGUGAUGAAGGAGUAGAGUUUGAAUUUUAUGAACAUGGACCUCCGGAAGACCGCCAGAAUGUAUUACCAGAAAAAGAGCCGGACACAUGGGAAGAACGUUUUGCUCAAUUCAAAGCUGCUCGAAAGGCCUCACCGCUUUCUUCAACAAGCGACGACGAGCAUGACUUCGCCUCAGAGGGUGGAGAUACAGUCUCUGGUCUUCCAGCCAUAUCUGUCAUCGGCGGCAAAGGCAAAAGGAGACACAAAGGAGGUAGCGAUGCUUCUGGAUACAGCAUGAGUAGCUCUAGCAUGUACCGAAACGAGGCCCUUCAAACACUGGAUGAACGUUUCGAUCAGGUUAUGCUCAAGCAAUACAACGACGAGGAAGAGGACGAAGAUGAUGAGGCGUCAUUUCUUUCAGAUGAAGAUAACGACGAAGCUCCGCAGUUAAUUACCUCCCGGGAGGAUUUUGGCUCAAUGAUGGACGAAUUCCUCAAUGACUACGAAAUUCUCGGUCGUAAGAUGAAACCCAAGCUUGACGGAGACACCGGAGCAGAAAAACUCGACACUCUUCGCAGAGCUAUGGGUCAAGACGAGCGCAUCCGUGGGAGCCUUGCCGACGCAGAAGACCGCGAUAAUGACGAUGAUAACGAGUUUUUGCGAAUAGAUGAGGAGAAAAAGGAUCGAUGGGAUUGUGAAACCAUACUUACGACAUACUCCAAUCUUGAAAAUCAUCCGCGACUUAUCCGUGUUCGACACUCCAAGCCGGUACCUAAAAUUUGCCUUGAUCCCAAGACUGGCCUUCCAAGUGUCAUCGAUGCUACUUCCAAACCUGCCUCCAAACAUACUUCAAAAAUCAAAAAGGAUUUUGACUCGUUUGCAAAUGAAUCUGAUGACUCACCUUAUGAAGAUACCUCUCCCCAACUCUCAGAAAAAGUCACUCGGCCGCGCAAUGAAGAUCCAGAGUCUAAAAAAGCGCGCAAAGCUGCUGUGAAGGCACGGCAAGCUGAACGUAGGGCGGAUAAAAAGGCGACGAAGCAAAUUUUCGGGAAGGAGUUGAGGUCCGCGAAAGUUAAAGCUCUACAAGAACAUCCAACUGGUAUCAGGAAAUUGUGACCCAGUCAUUUUAUUCUUAUGUAGAAAAAUUUGCUGUUGGGCCUACAGUGAUGCACUGUGGUGUAGACCAAUGGUAAACAGAUCUUUGCUGCUCGACAAACUUAUCGCUAUCGACUCGUUAAUUAAUAUGUUGUGGGAUCUCGAUGCGCAAAUCAGCCAGAAAUAGAGACCGAAUCCCUCAUUCAUGCCCAUGUCCUUAACAAACAAUUGAUAUGAGCAAUAAUCCACUGGCAUUACUGUAAAAAGGAACAGCUCCCCGCCCCAGCAUCCGCUCAUCUGUACACAUCCGCGGGUAUUCCGACUCCGUGGGAGUUUGUGCGAUUGUU